Vespula pensylvanica (western yellowjacket) is the source of this 1763-nucleotide messenger RNA. It is a transcript of the gene Tasp1, whose product is annotated as threonine aspartase 1-like. The record is from RefSeq and is a predicted model, not a curated record. Gene Ontology annotation, biological process: protein maturation. The transcript is spliced from 9 exons. Gene Ontology annotation, molecular function: threonine-type endopeptidase activity. Lineage: Eukaryota; Metazoa; Arthropoda; Insecta; Hymenoptera; Vespidae. Bases 123 to 1175 code for a protein of 350 amino acids.
AUGUAAGAUUUAUUUAACGUAUUGUGUGAACAUCUUAGAAAACGGAAUACAUCCCUAAUUUAAGUUAAAAUCGAAAUAGAUUUAAAAAAAGACAAAAAAGACUGAUAUAGUGAUUUGAUGUGAUGAGUAAUGUUAAUCAUGGAUUCAUUGCUGUCCACGUGGGCGCAGGACAACAUUCCGAUUCAACUAAAGACAAAUAUCAAAAAUUAUGUCGUGAUGCGUGUAAAGCAGGUAUACAAAAUAUUAAAUCUGGUGGUAGUGCAUUAGAUGCAGUGGUUAAUGCUACAAUUGUGUUAGAAGAUUCACCUUUAACAAAUGCUGGAUUUGGUUCUAACCUUACAGUUAAUGGAACAGUAGAAUGUGAUGCUAGUGUUAUGGAUGGUACUAAUUUACAGUUUGGUGCAAUAGGUGCGGUUAGUGGUAUCAAAAAUCCUGUCUUCCUUGCAAAGCGUUUAUGCGAACAGCAAUCAAAAAAAAUUGGAUAUGGAAGAAUUCCACCAAGUUUUUUGGUUGGACAUGGAGCACAUACAUGGGCACAAGAAAUGGGUAUACAAAUAUUAUCGCCUGAACAGUUAAUAUCAAGAAAAGCAGAAAAAAUAUAUAAGUAUUAUAAAAGACAAGUAGAAAAUAGUGACGAUGAAGUUCAUAAGUAUGCUAAAAGGCGAAUGGAUACUGUGGGUGCAAUAUGUGUAGAUAAAAAUGGAAAUAUAGCAUCAGCUUGUUCUAGUGGUGGUAUCAUUCUUAAAUAUCCAGGAAGAGUAGGUCAAGCGGGUGUAUGGGGAUGUGGUACUUGGGCAUCUAAGGAUGAGUAUUCAGUUGGUACAAGUACAUCAGGGUGUGGAGAACAUCUUAUUCGUACUACACUUGCAAGAUCAAUAGCAGAAGCAAUUGUAAAUACAUCCUGUCCAACAACUAGCUUGCAUCAAGCUAUGAAAACUAAUUUUAUAGAAUCUAGAUUCUUAGAUGGACUUGAAAAGAAAUUAGGUGGAGUUAUAGCAAUUCGAUAUUCACCACAGGAAAAACUUGGCGAUUUUCUUUGGAGUUAUUCUACUAAUUCAAUGAUCAUAGGCUACAUGAAUUCUAAUGAACGGACAUCAAUAAGUCAUAUGUCAGUUUUACCUACACUUGAAGUUGGAAAAAAAGCAGUAGUCGAAGGCGUUUGUUUUCGUAUGUAAAAAAAUCAAAAUUUUUAUUAGAGUACAAGAACAUAUUUUAUUAAACAUAAAACUUUUAUCUGAUAAGAAAAAAAAUGAAAAAACAUAUAUGAUAAUUUAUAAUAUUAUAUACGUAAGAAAUUUGUACUUUUCUUUGAAAAUACAUUUUAUAUAGAAAACUGAGCAGUUAAUAUUAAAGUACAUCAUGUUUUGUAGAGCAUUGAUUGAUUUACGGAAUUUUGUAUAUAAAAAAUGUAUACUUGAUAUGAUAAAUGAAACACAGUGCUGCCAUCUAUUUAUUAAGAAUAUACUAAAAGGUUAGAAGUUCCUAUUGGUUAUUGCUAAUAGAAUCCAAGAUGGCUGACAUCUGCAUUAUUGAUAAUCAGGAUUUUAUUAAUAAUAUUAUAAAAAUAUUAUAUCUUACCUUAAAUAAUAUAUUAGUUUAUAUCUAUUUAUAUUUUAUGAAAAAUAGGAUCUCAAUGCGCAACAAUUUCCACGUAACGAAACAUGGGAAAUUGAUAUUAUUUGCGACAAGAUCUUCGACAUAGAUACUAUCGAACUAAUUAGCUAUAUUUAAUUAUAAAAAAAUUAAUCCUCAUUCAUUAUUUA